AUGACUGAGUUGUAUUAUUCGAAAAAUGAUAAAAGCACACUCUUUCGAUUAUCCUCUGAUACAGAACGAUUAAACAAAUACUACGAAUCAAUUCGUUCUUUAGAUUAUAAAAAUUUAGAUAAUACAACUUUAUCUUCAUUAUUAAAAAAGUUUAUUCGAAACCUUAAGUCUCCUAUUUGGCCUGAAGAAUUUCUUCAACCAUUAGUAUCAUGUAUGGAUUCCCAAAAUAAAAUGAGUCUUAUUACAUCAAUACGUAGCAUGAUAAACAAACUCCCCCCCUCAAAUAGAACAUUUUUAAAGAAAUUAGUUUUUUUAUGUAACGAGGUUAUUCAUUCAAAAGACUCAAAAAUGACUGCUCAGUCAAUUGCUGUUUGUUUAGCACCUGGACUAAUGCGAAAGAAAGAUAUGACAUGUACCUCAAUAGCAGCAAUUACCCCAAUUUUGAAUAAUGCAUUAGCACUAAUAAUUGAAAACCAAUCCACAUUCUUUGGCAAGGUAUCACCUUAUACAGAAAACUUUGCUGAUAUUUUUGGUGAAUAUUCUAACGUCUUUGAUGCAGGGGCAUCAGAUGAGACAUUUGAAGACUUAACAUUAAAAGUUGAUCCUCGAAUUCUUAGAGGAACUGUCAGAAAAAGAAAACCAACAUUGUCGCCCAAUUCUGCGACUACACUGACAAUAAUACAACCAAUAAAAAGAAGCAAUUCUGCAGAUCCACUUGAAUGA
This is a messenger RNA of Entamoeba dispar SAW760, 723 nucleotides long. RefSeq lists its product as uncharacterized. Bases 1 to 723 code for a protein of 240 amino acids. NCBI's taxonomy places the organism in Eukaryota, Evosea, Mastigamoebida, Endamoebidae. Gene Ontology annotation, biological process: signal transduction. The record is from RefSeq and is a predicted model, not a curated record. The transcript has a single exon. Gene Ontology annotation, molecular function: GTPase activator activity.